AAAUUAGCCGCACAUUUAUCAGUAUCACUGAUUUAUUAUUGAUAAGAUAUCAUGUGGAUUGUUUUGAUUCAGAUAUAGGAAGUUGUAGUUUAAAGUUUUGUCAUACCAAAAACUUCAAUGGAUAUGUAGUUUUUCGUGAUUUUUGGGAGUAUGGAAUUCAAUGAGAACUCCCUUUUGUUUCCAAAAGAAAAGGGUCAACAUAAAAGAAGAAAUUACGGAGGGAGGGAUGACAUUGCCUACACCAGUACGGAAGAGUACGAAUAUGACAAUUCUGCGUUCUCUGAAAAAUACGAAGAACUGGAAAAUGGCGGGAUAGAGGACUCCAACAGUGGUAGAAGUGUCGGAGAAACUGAAUCCGCCUCUGAUAUUUUAUAUCGGCUUCGCUAUGGUUUUCUUGACCCAGAUUUGGAUUCGGAACACCUUAUAUCGGAAUCCCAAGCUCGUCUAACGGGACAGGACAAGCUGAAAUUCAAGGAGGACAUUUUGGAAGGAAUUAGAGAGGUUCCUCUGCCAAUGAGGCAAAAAUUAAGACUUCGACGAAUACUAACUACGGAUCAUGUCAAUAGACGAAGAGAACAAGCUUCCAAAAAGUACAUCAGCUCAAAAUCAAGGAAAAACAACACCGUCUUCUUUCGCCUCUGGGAAUCCUCCAUAACCAAAUUAACAGCUUACUUUGGCAGCACAGUAGCUUCCUACUUCACAUUUCUAAGGACUCUGUUUUUCCUGAACUUGCUCACAGGGCUAAUUUUAUUUUCCUUUACCGGAGUACCACAGAUUACCACCGGCGAGUUUUUACUGGAUCAAAGAGAAAACAGAAAUAUUACUUUUGGACAUUUUGGAGAUCUGUCAUACAGUAUGCUUUUCUAUGGGAUUUACAGGGAUGACGUGGAGGGAUUCAACCUUCCGUUGUCCUACUUUUUGACCUGGAUAUCCGUGAAUCUUCUGACCGUUUUGUACCUUGCAUCAAGCAUGUACGUGCGAUACAGAAGAAGCAAGUUGUCAGACACGGGCAGUGAUUUCCCGUUCACGUGGUCCACCCUCUGUUACUUUGACUUCACCAUUAACACCAAGGACGGUGUUAAGGAUCAUCUUAAAGCAUUCUGCACACACUUAAAAGAAAAGAUACGAGAAGAAAAGUCCUUAGAAGUAGUUGACUGUAUAAAGAGACUUCGUAUGUAUUUUGGUCGACUGGUCAGUAACAUACUAGUGCUUGGGUUGCUGGGAGGCAGCGGCUUCCUAAUCUACUAUGUCGCUGAGAAAGAAACGAGUCAGGAGGAAAUUGAACUGGAUGACAAACCAGAGGAUCUUGUACAGAAAAUCUACGAACGAUACCGGUUGGCGGUUGUUGUAGCCUUCCUGAAACUUUUUGUUCCAUUCAUCUUCGAACUCCUGGUGAAAAUAGAAAGCUAUCACCCUCGUACAGAACUGAAAUUUACACUUGCAAGAACAACAUUUUUCUAUUACGCAAGUUUGAUAGUGUUUAUUGUUUCACUCACAAAGAAAGCGGAAUGUGCCAAUGUACAGAACCCACAGACAAGCACAACACCAGGGAGAAGAUCCCCCACUACCCUCCCCUUUACUGGUACCACCGGUGCCACUUCUUCCCCACCUACUAACGCUUCAUCUCUCAUCACUUAUUGCUGCUGGGAAAAUGUCGUGGGUGAAGAGAUUUUUAAACUCAUUCUGGUGGAUUUAGGAGUGUGCAUCGCGGUCGGACUUCUGUUCCAUGUUGUAAAGGCCAUUUUCAUAAAAACUAGGACAUGCUGCUGCCAGAUUAACUACAGUGAGUUUGCAGUGACAUCAAACGUUCUGGAUCUAGUGUAUGGACAAGGCCUGGUAUGGCUGGCGCUUUAUUUCUCGCCAUUAAUGGCGCUGGUAGCGACCGUCAAAUUGUUCAUUGUAUUCUAUUUUCGGUAUUUUGUGGCACGCUUUGCCAACAUUCCGCCCAAGAAAAUGUUCCGGGCGUCCCGAUCUGGCAACUUUUACUUGUUUCUGUUACUGCUGACGUGGAUGUUGUGUUUUAUUCCAGUGGUCUAUGUUCUUAUCGAAAAGACACCAUCUUGGUACUGCGGUCCUUUUGAGAACAAAGACAGGGCAUACAAAGUGAUAGAUCUGUUUGACUCUCUGAAUGACCUUCCCAGCUGGUUGGACUGGGUCAAGGACGCCAUAGACUAUAUUGCCACGGCCAUUGUGAUUGUUCCAAUCAUAGUGGUGUUAAUUCUCCUUGUACUUUAUUAUCGUGUGAAAUCCAGUUCUUAUAACGCAUUGAUUCAAGAACUCCGCAAACAGCUAGUUUUUGAAAGAAAAAUUGAAAGAAAGAAGGUUUAUGCUAGGGCCUUAUCUGCACCAGCGAUUGGCAGUGUUGGGAAAGCGAGUGGAUCAGCUAUCACUGGUGAAAUGUCAAGGAAAACAAGUAUAUCUACCAUCACUUCUUAAAACAGUUCACUGAUCAAGGCACAAAUAACUUUUCAAACUUCCUAACACUGAAGAGUUCAACUUUU
Saccostrea echinata is the source of this 2501-nucleotide messenger RNA. Its product is annotated as transmembrane channel-like protein 3. The record is from RefSeq and is a predicted model, not a curated record. Gene Ontology annotation, molecular function: mechanosensitive monoatomic ion channel activity. NCBI's taxonomy places the organism in Eukaryota, Metazoa, Mollusca, Bivalvia, Ostreida, Ostreidae. The transcript has 19 exons. The coding region runs from base 151 to 2436 and encodes 761 amino acids. Gene Ontology annotation, cellular component: plasma membrane.